Bufo bufo (common toad) is the source of this 1540-nucleotide messenger RNA. RefSeq names its product keratin-associated protein 10-7-like. The record is from RefSeq and is a predicted model, not a curated record. The transcript has 10 exons. Gene Ontology annotation, molecular function: peptidase inhibitor activity. Gene Ontology annotation, biological process: antibacterial humoral response; innate immune response. Bases 46 to 1407 code for a protein of 453 amino acids. Lineage: Eukaryota; Metazoa; Chordata; Amphibia; Anura; Bufonidae. Gene Ontology annotation, cellular component: extracellular region.
AACCAACAAGCUCUAGAUGCAUCAUAUCUCCAGUAAACAUCAGACAUGACCCCAGCGACCAACUCAAUCAUUCUGCUCUUUCUGUUCUGCGGAGGAAAUGUCUCAUCACAAAGUGACCUUGUACCCAUUACUGAUGAUGGAGUGAAGCCGGGGACGUGUCCUGUUUUUAAUAAUCUGGAUUUGUGUGAUGAAAAGAUAUAUAAACCAUUAUGUUUUGGAGACAAGGACUGUCCUGGUGACCAGAAAUGCUGUAAACAGUCCUGUGGCAGAGUCAUGUGCUCCAUCCCAAUUUCACGAGUGAAGCCGGGGAAGUGUCCUGAAUUGAAUUUAAAAGAGAUUUGCCCCAAAGUGCGGCCUUUCCCCGGAUGCUCUGCAGAUGACCAGUGUCCUGAUGGCCAGAAAUGCUGUAAAAAUUCAUGUGGCGAAGUGAAAUGCACCAAUCCUAUAGGAGUGAAGCCGGGGAAGUGUCCUGAAUUGAAUUUAAAAGAGAUUUGCCCCAAAGUGCGGCCUUUCCCCGGAUGCUCUGCAGAUGACCAGUGUCCUGAUGGCCAGAAAUGCUGUAAAAAUUCAUGUGGCGAAGUGAAAUGCACCAAUCCUAUAGGAGUGAAGCCGGGGAAGUGUCCUGAAUUGACUUUAAAAGAGAUUUGCACCAUAGUGCGGCCUUUCCCCGGAUGCUCUGCAGAUGACCAGUGUCCUGAUGGCCAGAAAUGCUGUAAAAAUUCAUGUGGCGAAGUGAAAUGCACCAAUCCUAUAGGAGUGAAGCCGGGGAAGUGUCCUGAAUUGACGUUAACAGAGAUUUGCACCAUAGUGCGGCCUUUCCCCCGAUGCUCUGCAGAUGACCAGUGUCCUGAUGGCCAGAAAUGCUGUAAAAAUUCAUGUGGCGAAGUGAAAUGCACCAAUCCUAUAGGAGUGAAGCCGGGGAAGUGUCCUGAAUUGACUUUAACAGAGAUUUGCACCAAAGUGCGGCCUUUCCCCGGAUGCUCUGCAGAUGACCAGUGUCCUGAUGGCCAGAAAUGCUGUAAAAAUUCAUGUGGCGAAGUGAAAUGCACCAAUCCUAUAGGAGUGAAGCCGGGGAAGUGUCCUGAAUUGACUUUAACAGAGCUUUGCACCAAAGUGCUGCCUUUCCCCCGAUGCUCUGCAGAUGACCAGUGUCCUGAUGGCCAGAAAUGCUGUAAAAAUUCAUGUGGCGAAGUGAAAUGCACCAAUCCUAUAGCUAAAGUGAAACCGGGGCUUUGUCCACCAUAUAGACGCAGAGGAUGCACUUUUCCUUUGCCUCCUCCGGACUGCUAUAAUGACCAGUGGUGUCUUGGUAUACAGAAGUGCUGUUUUUACUCCUGCAAAAAUGAGUGCGUCGAUCCUUACACAAGUGAAUGGCCGAUUGAAAUAAUAAGCAAUAACGGAGAGUAACCACAGAAGAGAACGGCCUCCUCGCAGAAGAAGUUUCUGAUCACUCUAUUCUGACAUCAGAUCUGGAGGUUCCAGAGUCAGUUUCUAUAAUCAGAGAUCAGCUUUUCCAUGUGCUAUCAAUAAAUCAGUGAGA